UUUUCCCUUUCUCAUCACAGACAAACACAACAACUCGACUACUCUAUGCUAUACAGGAACAACAGCCUUCAAUCCACCCUGAGAAACAUUCGAACUCCAAAGCCGACUCUACACAAAGUCAGCAAGAUUCCAGCCUCAAGAACCUUUAUCAACCUCGCACCAUCCAGCCACACCAACACAAUGGCUUUCUUCCCACGUCUCUCUGGUGGUGAAUUCACCCCCCUUUUCCGUCUUUUGGACGACUACGAUGCCCACCGAUCAUGCACUUCUGAUAACAGCAUUGCUCGAUCCUUUGCUCCAAAGUUCGAUGUGAGAGAGUGCAAGGAUGCCUAUCAUCUCGACGGAGAAAUUCCCGGUGUCAACCAAAAGGAUAUCGAUAUUGAAUUCACCGAUUCUCAGACACUCGUUGUUCGCGGCCACGCUAAGCGCGAAUACUCCACUACCAAUGUAAACGCCGAAGAGACUGCCCCUGCAACCAUUGCAGAUGCACCGGCGUCUUCCCACCAAGCAACUGUUGAAGACGAGGAGGAGCCAGCCACUGCCUCACCACCCGGUUCGCGCCCUUCUUCUCCAGCCAAGGACAACAAAGUCACCAAAGCCAGCAACAACCGUGCUGUGAAGAAGUCUGCUUCUCCUGGCUUUAAGUACUGGAUGACUGAACGCUCCUAUGGCGAGUUCAACCGUGUCUUCAAGUUCCCAUCCCGAGUCGACCAGGAUGCAGUCAGCGCCAGCUUGAAGGAUGGCAUUCUCCGUGUCAAAGUUCCCAAGGCAUCUGCGCCAACAGUCAAGAAGGUCAACAUCGCAUAA
Messenger RNA from Microsporum canis CBS 113480, 807 nucleotides. RefSeq names its product heat shock protein. The record is from RefSeq and is a predicted model, not a curated record. Bases 181 to 807 code for a protein of 208 amino acids. The transcript has a single exon. Gene Ontology annotation, biological process: response to heat; response to hydrogen peroxide; protein complex oligomerization. NCBI's taxonomy places the organism in Eukaryota, Fungi, Ascomycota, Eurotiomycetes, Onygenales, Arthrodermataceae.